Mycena indigotica is the source of this 900-nucleotide messenger RNA. RefSeq lists its product as uncharacterized. NCBI's taxonomy places the organism in Eukaryota, Fungi, Basidiomycota, Agaricomycetes, Agaricales, Mycenaceae. The record is from RefSeq and is a predicted model, not a curated record. Bases 16 to 900 code for a protein of 294 amino acids. The transcript has 5 exons.
CUUCACACUACAGCCAUGACCUCGAACAGCGCCAACCGUCCUAAGCAACCUCCUCGCACUGUAAUCUUUGCCAAUUUUCCGAGCUUGAAAGUUAUCGAGCCGCCGAAAGGCACCUUCUCUACGCGGAAUGACCAGUGGUGUUUGACCUACUGCUCCCAGAAUGUGGCUGGGCGGAUCCACAACCGUGGUCCUUGGUGCCGCUCAGUUUGCAUACGGAAGGUUUUCUCGCAUGAAGUACGGAAUGUCAUCCAGUUCAAGAGCCACAAGGAGAUCGGGGCUGAUGGUAAAGCCCGCUACCCCCUCCCAUCGGAGGGUCAGCCAAUCAACCUACCGUCGUAUCUGGGGGGAAAGCAAAUCGAAGACCCCGAGCAUGGACGUAAGUCCCCUGGCGAUGUGAAGUACUGGGAUGAAGGCUGGUACUUCUGGAAAUCAACGACCUUCCUUGGCGCACAUGAUAUCAUUUCCCGCCUUCCGCUGAAUCUUGAAUCGCAAACUCGACAGGAGGAGAUAAGAAUAGCGAAGCGGAAAGUGUGGCAGGAUUAUCAAGCCUUUCUCCGGGCAGGCAGACCGAAGUCGGAGGAAAAUAGAUGGAUUGGACCCGUUGUCCCUACCAACGUUGGCCCCGAUGUGUCUUCUCAAGCUCUGCUCGUACCCCUACCACUUGACACGGAACCACUGCUUCAACCAAUCCACCACCUCCUCGAGCCUACGCGGCAUUCACUAGAGCUUCUACAGGAGAACUGGAACGACGGACAUUUCCGCAAAUUCGGGCAACGAGUUUGGGAGAAGUCUUUGUCUGGGGAGCCGUACGCCUUGGUUUCGCGUGCUUACAACUUUGCGUACGAGCAGUGGAAGAACAAAGACAACAAUGACGACGAUGACACGGAGAAGGAAACGUAG